Molecule: messenger RNA, 1661 nt
Organism: Hypoxylon trugodes
Lineage: Eukaryota; Fungi; Ascomycota; Sordariomycetes; Xylariales; Hypoxylaceae
Exons: 6
Coding region: 1-1605 (534 amino acids)
Source: RefSeq, a predicted model, not a curated record
AUGGAGUCCUCUGAUUUAGAAACCCUCAGAAAUUUCUGGGGGAAGGAUAGGGUCUUGCUAAUUGGUAUCGACUUAGGAACCACGUUUUCCGGCGUUUCUUAUGGCGUCUGGAAGGAUCCAUCUGUUAAUGGCAAUGUGUCCCCGAACCCAGUUGUUUGUUGGCCUGGCGUGGGCAACUUGUCCACGAAAAUUGAGACAGCAGUCUCAUACGACGAUAGUGGCGAUUGUUCUUGGGGAUGGCUUGCUCUAGAACAGCCGAACGUCAUGUCAUGGUUCAAGCUACUGCUGCCGGGUGAUGGCGAACUCCACUUCAAUGUUAACGACUUGAAGGAGGUCCAGCAGGCAAAAGCUACCAUGCAAAGGCUGGGAAAGCGCUUAGUAGAUGUCGUUGGGGACUACUUGAGAAUGAUCUUCCAGUAUACUCUCCAGUACAUACGUCAGGAGAGGGGGGAUGUAGCCGACGUAUUGCCCUUCCAUAUUAUAUUCGCCGUGCCUGCUAUUUGGAAGGAGAAGGCAUUGGACUACAUGAGACAAGAUAUAAGACUCUCCUGUAUUACUAACGCUCGUCCCAAUGGGGUCGCUAAGACAACGUACAGAUUUGUCACCGAACCCGAAGCAGCGGCAAUGGCGGUUGUCCCUGAAUUCACCGAGCCUUUCGAAAUUCGAGAGGUUGUGGAAGGCAGUGGAGGACUUUGUGGAGCAGCCUUCCUCGAUAACUCAUUUCGGAACUUCAUGAAGAAAAAGAGUUUGGACGAAGGAUUGAUCUGGGAUGAGCUGCACCGAGAAGAUCAGCUACAUGUCCUGACAGCCUGGGAGGGUCGUAUCAAAAAUGACGAGGUCCGUACUCUAUUCGACUCACUCAAGCCUGAAAUCGAGAAGCUAGUGAGACGCCAAGUAAUAGCCGUCCAAGAGAAGACACUGCGUCCCCCAAAGUACAUACUGCUGGUGGGCGGCUUUGGACAAAGUCCCUACCUCUAUAACUCUCUGAAGCGUACCUACAAUGGACACGUUACGGUUUUCCAGGGCAAAGGGAGCAGCCCUUCAUCCUGCGUUUCUCGGGGUGCAGUGAUUUGUGGGAUGAAACAACAAGUCUUAAUACACUCCCGAAUUUCGCGUUUCAGUUACGGAUUUGUUCUCGACAAGCCGUUCGAAAAGGGAGUCCAUCACAAAGAUGACAAGUACUUCGAUGAGUCAAGAGGGUACUAUAUGGCACAGGAUCAGAUGGAAUGGCUUGUCAAACGGGGUGAUGAUGUGGCCAUCCGCGAGCCCCAGACGUUCUAUUACGAGCGACGCAUAGACCAUAGAGCCCGAGGACGCCGGGAGUUCCGAGAAGUGAUUUGGGAAUCUAGAAGCAGCAAACCAUCUAAUCGUAAAGCUGACCUUGAUAACGACGAAGAUUUUAUGGUAGCGAAGUCUAUUCUCAUCACGACUCCCCCGGUCGAACAGCUUCCGAAGAUCAAGCACGAAGGAACCCUGUGGUACUUAUUCGCGUACGAUCUGAAGGUAGAGGUUUCAGGAGCUUCUAUUAAGCUAUCAGCAAAGUGGACCAAGGACAGGUCGGUAGAGCUGAUUGCAGAGUGCGUCAAUGUUGUUGUGGGCGCCUAGGGGUAGGAAGGAAGUGGUAUGAUGACGCGUUGCAGUUGAUGGAUUGAUAGUUCACU